Messenger RNA from Malassezia sympodialis ATCC 42132, 249 nucleotides. RefSeq lists its product as uncharacterized. NCBI's taxonomy places the organism in Eukaryota, Fungi, Basidiomycota, Malasseziomycetes, Malasseziales, Malasseziaceae. Gene Ontology annotation, molecular function: ATPase inhibitor activity. The record is from RefSeq and is a predicted model, not a curated record. Gene Ontology annotation, cellular component: mitochondrion. Gene Ontology annotation, biological process: negative regulation of ATP-dependent activity.
AUGCAGGCUCUUCGUCUGACUCGUCCCGCGACUCUGCGCUCGACCGCCCGCGCGAUGACUGUGCGCAUGUACAGCCCUGGCCCCGAGGGCGGCGCCGGCUCCGUUGCCAGCAGCAAGGGCUGGCACACGCGCGAGAAGGCCCAGGAGGACCAGUACAUCCUCCAGCACGAGAAGGAGAAGCUCGAGAAGCUGCGUGCCUCGCUGCAGGAGCAGCAGAAGCUCGUUGAGCACGUAUGUGUGCCCGCCUAA